AUGGCACGGCGUUGUUUGGAGGGCGAGAUAUGUAUAAUUGGUAGGCGACCGGCUCAAGACCGGAGUUGGUCGGCGGCCCGACCAAUCUCGUGUUUGGAGCAGUGGGGGUUUCUCGGUCACGCUUACCAUGUCAUGCAUUGUACGAUUUCAGAUUCUUAUUCAUCAUUGGCAAAGGGCUUUUUGCUUUUCUCUUUUAAGAGGCGCCGCACUAUACCAAAGGUUCUUGCACUGUACUGUACUGCAUUUUCUUCGGUUACAGUUGGGAAGCAUCGGUAG
Lindgomyces ingoldianus is the source of this 276-nucleotide messenger RNA. RefSeq lists its product as uncharacterized. Lineage: Eukaryota; Fungi; Ascomycota; Dothideomycetes; Pleosporales; Lindgomycetaceae. The record is from RefSeq and is a predicted model, not a curated record. The coding region runs from base 1 to 276 and encodes 91 amino acids. The transcript has 4 exons.